CAAAUACUUUUUCUUCUUUUUUCUUGCUGUAGAUGUGGGAGUCCAAGUCCAGCGAGAUACGUGCCGAACAGACUGACAGAGCAAAGCCUUCGUCAAGGUAUCACAGUACGAUACCCUAGUAAAUACAAAGAUCGCAGUAACAUCGCAGGAAUGAAGGCGUACUUGGUCAAACAGGACGAACAAGGCCACCUGUUAACAGAAUACGAUUCUCUUGGUAUUGGGAAGCACGAGACCCUAAUUACAGGUAUAUACGAUAUCCGAGUUCCCCCAGACCGUGACCAGGGAAUGAGGGCGUUCGAGUUUAACCCCGGUGACUGUGAUGAUGUCACGGUUCGUCUGACGCUGAAGGAUAUGAACCCCGUUCAAGGUCAUCAGAAAUACACAGCCCAUAUUAAAGUCGACGGAGAGUGGACAAAAACAUCAGCCUCGUAUCAGAGUGGUACCAUUGCUUUCAACGCUUCCAAAAUAGACACGUUCUGUGUUUCGUGUACGCCAUUUAGUGAGGAGUUUGAGGUGACGCCAUCUGGUGGAUGUUUCAAAUCGAAGCACAACCCAGCCGUGGAGAUACAAUUUCCCGAGAACUCGGUGAACAAGACCGAGAAAAUAGACGUCCAAAUUCUGCCAGUUGACCUGUCGAGGGUAAAUGACGGACAUGAACCAACUGAUGACGCCAGGAACAUUUUGGCGAUAAGUGUCUGUGUUGAAGUACUACACAGCAAAGAUUUUACUCUGCUGGCACCGGCCAGAGUAAGUCUGCCCCUCAACGUCGACAGCGGAACGCGGACCGACAAGUACCACUUCGUGGACCUGCACUGGAAAGAUGACGGGGAAAUCAACAUCGAGCCGACGGGACGACGACACCGCGAUAUCAAAACAACAUCAACUGGCUAUAACGUCACGUUUGUAGUCUAUAAAUUCACCGGUCGACAACUUGCAUUAGUACACAAGAAAGCCACGCCAAAAUACAUCAAGACAGCUGCUAGGGCAGCAGUAGGAGUGAAAACCAACUGUAAGAUUCUGGUGUUUACUUCUGCCAGUAACACUAGAACGAGGACAAUGCGGUUCGAUUGUGUGCAGUUGAGGAGAAUAAAGAAAGCAGUAGAGGCCUGUGAAGAGCUUGGUCUUGCCGAGUUACGGCAAUGUAGGUCCACUGAAUUUAUGAUCGGUGAAGGGGAGAGAAUCCGAGUGGACAUUAGUGGGUGUGGACGAGUCCAAAAGGAGGUAUCGAAGGAGCACACGUUUAUCCCGUUCAUCGGUUCGAUGUCGGAUAACUAUAUUUCUAUACCUAUUGACAUUGUCGAAGCUUUUGGUAGGUCGGUCUACGUAAUUCUGAACUUCACACUGAUUUCGAGCGCCAAAAUUGUAGUGCAUGGUGCUCAUUUUGAUCCCCUAACGGCAGUUAGAAGACCAAGGCGUAAACGAUCGAGGUCGCCCAACUGCCAGGCAGGAUCAAAUGGCAAUACUGAACGAACCGAUCGACGUUACUCUGCCCAGGAAUGUCCUCAAAUCGCAGUUCGGGAGCCAACAAUGGUGCAGACGAUGAGCUCUGGAAUUUAUAAUACCGCCAUAGCAGGAUAUCCACAAGCAGCACAUCAAGUUACGUCAAGGGCGACAACUCCAACCUCCUCAAGGGCGACAUCUCCAGGAACCCAGGCGAUGUCAAUUUCGGGAAUUAGUCGGCAGAGCAGCUUAGAAGUUCUUAUCAAUUCCCUUGAUGAUGCACACAACAUUGGAAGAGCAACCCCAAAGUUUGGUAAUGCUGCUUUCGGAGACAAGUCACUACUGAAAAUUGCAAGGAAAGUGUCACCAAAUAAGACUAUGGAGCUAGCGAUUCAUCUAGAUUUGGAUCACUCCGAUGUGGAUCAUAUUCUUUUUAAAUACCGGGAUAACAUCGUGCUGGCGAAUUUUAAAAUUCUUAUGGGAUGGCUUGGCGCGGAGAACGGAUCAGCAGAGAAAUCCCUUAAAACACUGUGUGAUGCGUUGGGAGAAAUAGGCCACAACGACCUUAAGGUUGCUUUUCAACUCGCCUAUGAAGAAAGUAGAUCUAUGUAAGAAACGGGACAGUUCCGUCGCGAAUUUCUACUGAAACUUGAAACUCAAAUAGCAUUCGAUUAUUUCUUGGAUACAUAUCUAUGAAGGUAUAUCUGUCCUCAGUAUUAUGCUUGUACCUGUUUAUCUUGGGUUGUUCUUUAUAAUGGGAGGCAUUUGUAGAUACAUGAAAGGCCAGUUAUUUUGAGCUUUGUACAUAAAAUAUGAUUUGGGGUAAAUAA
Molecule: messenger RNA, 2270 nt
Organism: Mizuhopecten yessoensis (Yesso scallop)
Lineage: Eukaryota; Metazoa; Mollusca; Bivalvia; Pectinida; Pectinidae
Exons: 10
Coding region: 151-2052 (633 amino acids)
Biological process (GO): signal transduction
Molecular function (GO): protein binding
Source: RefSeq, a predicted model, not a curated record